This is a messenger RNA of Coregonus clupeaformis (lake whitefish), 2386 nucleotides long. RefSeq names its product threonine--tRNA ligase 1, cytoplasmic. Bases 1 to 1851 code for a protein of 616 amino acids. Gene Ontology annotation, molecular function: threonine-tRNA ligase activity; ATP binding. Gene Ontology annotation, biological process: threonyl-tRNA aminoacylation. The transcript is spliced from 16 exons. Lineage: Eukaryota; Metazoa; Chordata; Actinopteri; Salmoniformes; Salmonidae. Gene Ontology annotation, cellular component: cytoplasm. The record is from RefSeq and is a predicted model, not a curated record.
AUGACACCUCAGGGUCUAGCUGACGCCACAGUGAUCGCUAAGGUAAACAGCUCUGUGUGGGACCUGGACCGACCUCUGGAGGAAGACUGUAGUCUGCAGCUACUCAAGUUUGAUGACGAGGAGGCCAAAGCUGUGUACUGGCACUCCAGUGCCCACAUAAUGGGUGAGGCGAUGGAGAGGGUCUACGGAGGGUGUCUGUGUUAUGGUCCGCCCAUUGAGAACGGCUUCUACUACGACAUGUUCCUGGACCAGGAGGGAGUGUCCAGUAAUGACUUCCCCUGCUUGGAGAACCUGUGUAAGAAGAUCAUCAAGGAGAAGCAGCCCUUCGAGAGGCUGGAGAUCAAGAAGGAUACUCUCCUGGAGAUGUUCAAGUACAACAAAUUUAAGUGCCGGAUCCUGAAUGAGAAGGUGACCACCCCAACCACUACUGUGUACAGGUGUGGGCCGCUGAUUGACCUAUGCAGAGGACCCCAUGUCAGACACACUGGGAAGAUCAAGACCCUGAAGAUCCACAAGAACUCAUCUACCUAUUGGGAGGGCAAGGCUGACAUGGAGACUCUUCAGAGGAUCUACGGUAUCUCCUUCCCUGAUCCCAAGAUGCUCAAGGAGUGGGAACGCUUCCAGGAGGAGGCCAAGAACAGGGACCACCGCAAACUGGGACGGGAGCAGGAUCUGUUCUUCUUCCAUGAUCUGUCUCCAGGCAGCUGUUUCUUCCUGCCUAAAGGAUCCUUCAUCUACAACAGUCUUGUGGACUUUAUCAGGACUGAGUACCGUAAGCGAGGCUUCCAGGAGGUGGUAACCCCUAACAUCUAUAACAGUAAGCUGUGGCAGACAUCAGGUCACUGGCAGCACUACAGCGACAACAUGUUCUCCUUCGAGGUGGAGAAGGAGGUGUUCGCCCUCAAACCUAUGAACUGCCCCGGACACUGUCUGAUGUUUGACCACCGGCCACGGUCCUGGAGGGAGCUGCCUCUGCGACUGGCUGACUUCGGCGUGCUGCAUCGUAAUGAGCUUUCUGGCGCUCUGACUGGUCUGACCCGUGUACGACGCUUCCAGCAGGACGACGCCCACAUCUUCUGCACCAUGGACCAGAUUGAGGAGGAGAUUAAGGGUUGUCUGGACUUCCUGCGUACGGUCUACGACUGUUUUGGUUUCUCCUUCAAACUCAACCUGUCCACCCGGCCUGAGAAGUUCCUGGGAGAACCCGCGGUCUGGGAUCAGGCUGAGAAGCAACUGGAGAACAGUCUGAAUGAGUUUGGAGAGAAGUGGGUCCUCAACCCUGGAGACGGGGCCUUCUACGGACCAAAGAUCGACAUCCAGAUCAAGGAUGCCAUUGGUCGAUACCACCAGUGUGCCACUAUCCAGCUGGACUUCCAGCUACCAAUCCGCUUCAACCUCACCUUCGUCAGCCAUGAUGGGGAGGAUAAGCAGAGGCCAGUCAUCAUCCACAGAGCCAUCCUGGGAUCAGUAGAGAGGAUGAUAGCUAUCCUCACUGAGAACUACGGAGGGAAAUGGCCGCUGUGGCUGUCUCCCCGUCAGGUGAUGGUGGUACCAGUAGGACCCACCCUGGAUGACUACGCUCAGAAGAUCCGUGAUGAUUUCCACCGUGGAGGUCUGAUGACAGACGUAGACUGUGAUGCCAGCUGCACCUUGAACAAGAAGAUACGCAACGCACAGUUGGCACAGUACAACUUCAUCCUGGUUGUGGGAGAGAAGGAGAAGACCAGUGAGACGGUGAACGUGCGUACGCGUGACAACAAGGUGCACGGCGAGCGCAGCGUCAAUGAGUGUAUGGAGCGUCUCCAACAGCUGAAGGCCUCACGCAGCCGCAACGCAGAGGAGGAAUUCUGAUACCACUCUGACGGGCCUUUUCAGUAUCUCAGAGAGGAUUUCAACUUCGAGUCAAACACAAAGUGCAGAUCAGAGUCCUUAAAGGCAACUCGCUCUGCCUGUCUUGUACUUAACUUGACUACACUUUUGUGUCCGCAUUUCUUAAUAAACUGUAUUUUUGUUUUUUGAAAAAUCACAUUCUAAUUCGUUGAAACGUUUUUAUAAAAUAUUAUAAAGAAAUGGUUAGAUGAUCACGACUCUGGGCUUUCAGUGGAAUCUCCAAUGUCCUCUCUUGUAAUAUGUGAAACUCAUGAUACUGUUGAUUGUCUGCUUGUAGUAAUGUUACAAGGGAUGACCUCUCUCUACUUUAAAUUGAUUUAUACCACGUUGCCUCUUUCUCCUCGUUGGUUUACACUAUAAAGGGAAACAAGAAAAGAACAUCAAGUUUUACAUUCAACUGUACCAAGUGGAGUUCACUGCUGUAAACUGUAGGAGCAACCAUUUUCAAUGUAUCAAAAUAAUUUUGAAAAUGUUAAAAAAUAUAACAAUUCUUACA